AUGCCUGUGGUAUCACCACCCCUCAUCAGGUGUCCGCACUGCAAGGCUGGCCAUGUACCCUCAAGUGGGGAGCUGGUGGAGGGGGUGUAUGCGGCUAACUGCCAGGCCUGUGGGCACUUCUUCAAGACCAGAGCUGUUCCCACCCCCAAGUCACAGUUUAGCUUCACUGUGAAUGGCCAGACCCACACAGUGGGUAACCAGUUCUCUGCAGGGACCACACUGAAUGAUUUCCUGCGAGAUACCGGCAUCUCUCAUGGGACGAAGGUUAUGUGUCGGGAAGCUGGGUGUGGCUGUUGCACCGUGGCUGCAACCCUCAAUGACCCCGUCACAAACAAGCCCAAAACCAUCAACAUCAACUCUUGUCUGUGUCCACUGUACAUUGUGGAAGGCUGGACCAUAACCACCACUGAGGGGCUGGGAAAUGGACGUACUGGCUACCAUCAGAUCCACCAGCAGCUGGCUGCCCAUAACGGGACUCAGUGUGGCUACUGUAGUCCCGGCAUGGUCAUGGCUAUGUACAGUUUCCUGCAGAAGAAUCCAUCCCCAACCAUGGCAGAAGUGGAGGAUCACUUUGAUGGCAACCUUUGCAGGUGUACAGGUUAUCGCUCUAUUCUUGAUGCCAUGAAGUCCUUUGCUAAAGAUGCCCCUCAUCAUUUGAAGGCAACUGGUGUGGACAUUGAGGACCUGACUCGAGUGUGUAAGCGUACUGGGGAGCCUUGUCGUGGUCAGUGUGGAGGGACUGGUCCCCUGCAGAUUGUGUUUGCCAGCAGUGUGUGGUAUAAACCCACCUCUCUGGCAGACCUCUACAGCCUUCUGAACCAACACACCAGGGACCGAGUCAGAAUGAUAUUUGGCAACACAGCCUCAGGUGUCUACAGUGACUUGAAGUUGGACAACUUUGACACGCUGAUCGACAUCAGAGAUGUACCAGAGUUAAACACUCAUACUAUUGGAACAAAUGUAGUGCUGGGCGGUAACAUCACCAUAACAACAGCGAUUGACCUUCUUCGUGAAGCAUGUAACAACACAUUGUUUAGCUACUGUUCUCUUCUGGCAGACCACAUGGCACGAGUUGGAAAUACCCCCCUCAGAAACGCUGCGAGUGUUGCUGGAAAUCUAGUGUUAAAACACUACAGCCCUGACUUCCAAUCUGACAUCUUUGUAGUAUUUGCUGCAGUGGGAGCUAUAGCCAACAUAGCUUCUUCUGUGGAUGGGAAGGUGACUCAGUACAGCAUGCUAGACUUCCUCGACCUUAACCUUGCCCAAAAGGUCAUCCUGAGUAUAGAGCUACCUCCCUUGGAUGCUGGUGUUGUGGUCCGUUGCUACAAAAUAAUGCCUGUAGCUGUGAAUUCUCACUCGUACGUGUCAGCAGCGUUCAGAUUCCCUGUGGACCGCAGCAACAAUUGCACCAUCACAGCCAAGCCAAGCAUCGUGUAUGCGGGAAUUUCAUUCACUCUGAACAAUGCUGAGAAGACAGAACAGUAUUUGGUUGGGAAGGCUUUGGGAGAUGCACAGACACUGAAAGGUGCCCUUCAGACUCUACAGCAGGAAAUUAAACCAGAUGAAGACCCGCUGCUGUCCAGCGCAGCUUACAGAAAGAGUCUGUGUCUGUCUCUCUUCUACAAGACAUGUCUGGUGGUUUGUGGGAAUGUGGUGGGAUCACGCAUCAGAACAGGGGGAGAUAACUUAGUUAGACCAGUAAGCUCUGGCAAGCAGGAUUUUCCAACAAAACAGGACGAGUGGCCACUGACAAAGCCUAUCCCAAAACUGACCGCCAUUAAACAGGCAGCAGGAGAGGCGGUCUAUGUGAAUGACAAGCCACUGCGUGUAGGAGAGCUUCAUGCGGCCUUUGUGACCACCAUUGUGGGAAACGCCCGCAUCCAGAGGAUCGACGCUUCCCCGGCUUUGGCCAUGUCAGGGGUGGUGAAGUUUCUGUCAGCACCUGAUGUUCCCGGCACUAACAACUGCUUCCCGGGAUCCGCGGCUGGUGAAGAGCUGUUCUGUAGUAACCAGGUGUUGUAUGCUGGUCAGCCUGUAGGACUCAUUGUCGCAGAAUCGCAGCAGAUAGCUGAUGCAGCAGCAAAGAUGGUGAAGGUGUAUUACACAGAUAUACAGCCCCCUCUGGUGGACAUAAGGGAGGCAAUCCGACAAAAAUCCUUCUUCACUCAAAACAUGCCAAAAGAAAUGAAGAUCGGGGAUGCAGCCAGUGCAAUAUCCUCGGCUGCCCAUCAGAUCACAGGAGAUAUUCAGUUUGGGGGACAGUCACAUUUCUGCCUGGAAACCAUGAUAUGCAGAUCUGAGCCGACAGAGGUUGGCAUUUCUGUGUUCCCCGCCACCCAGUGGAUUGAUCUCACCCAGAAGGCUGUGGCCAUGGUACUGGGCAUUGAACAAAACAAGAUUCAGAUCGAGGUGAGCCGAUUAGGUGGGUCAUAUGGUGCUAAACUGACACGGUCCUUCUCGACGUCUUGUGCCAGUGCCUUAGCUGCUCAUCUCCUCCAGAGACCUGUGAAGCUGAUGAUGAACUUCAACACCCAGAUGGAGACGACCGGAAAAAGGCCAUCCUACUAUGCUCAGUACAAUGUGGGUGUCUCUGAUGCAGGUCUCCUACAAGGCAUAAAGCUCACCUACUACAGCGAGUGUGGGGCCCUGCCUAAUGACCAGCUGGCUGGCGGGUUCUCUUACUUUGGUGAUAAUGUCUACAACUGUCCAAACUGGGACAUCAUUCCUGUGGGGGUGAAGAUGAACACCCCGCCCACAACCUAUGCAAGGGGACCAGGAGCCACACCUGCCAUCUUUGUCAUGGAAACCAUUAUGGAACAUGUUGCUGAAUCCUUAGGGAAGAGUGCUUUGGAGGUGAAGACCCUGAAUAUGUACCAGAAAGGCCAGAAAGCCUUCAACAACUACACGUUGUCGUACUGUAAUAUCCGUGAGUUGGCCAGCAGCCUGAGUACCUCGGCACAGAUUGCAGCUCGUCAAGCCGCAGUGGACGUCUUCAACCAGAACAACAGAUGGAAGAAGAAAGGUCUAGCUGUUGUCCCUACCAAAUACAUCAUGGUCAAUGAUUCCAGCUACAAUGCCUUGGUGAACAUCUAUGCUGGGGAUGGAAGUGUGACAGUCACUCAUGCUGGCAUAGAGAACGGCCAAGGCAUCAAUACAAAGGUAGCUCAGGUGUGUGCUUAUGAGCUGGGAAUUCCCCUGGACUCUGUGAAGGUUCUGCCGACCAAUUCCUCAGCGAAUGCCAACACUGCGGUAACUGGAGGGAGCACCACCAGUGAGCAGAACUGCGAGGCUGUUAUCUCGGCCUGUAUGACCCUCAACGCCCGCAUGGCACCAGUUAAGGCCACCAUGCCUAAUGCAACAUGGCUCGAACUUGUCAAGGCUUGUUAUCAGAAAGGAGUGGACCUCAGUGCAUUAGCAUGGGUGUAUGGUUCCAGUGACAGAAUGUAUCAGUGUUACGGCAUCACCUGUACGGAGGUAGAGUUAGAUGUUCUCACCGGGGAGUACUUACUGCUACGGUCAGAUAUCCUGUAUGACUGUGGGGAGAGCAUGAACCCUGAAAUAGACAUAGGUCAGGUGGAGGGGGCGUUUGUGAUGGGCCUGGGGUUGUGGUUGACAGAGAAGAUCAAGUAUGAUCCAGUGACAGGACGUAACCUCACCAACACUGCCUGGGAAUACAAGCCUCCCUCAGCCAAGGACAUUCCUGUUGACUUCAGAGUACAGCUGCUGAAAAAUGCACCCAACCCAGUUGGUGUUCUCAGGUCCAAAGCCGUGGGAGAGCCACCCCUGUGUAUGAGCUGCUCUGCUUUGUUUGCCCUCAAACAUGCAAUAAGCGCCAGCCGCAAGGAUGUUGCACAGACUGACCAUUUCCCUCUAAAUGGCCCAGCUACAGUGGAGAAUGUCCAGCAGCAGUGUAUGUGUGGUCUGGACCAGUUUGUGUACCAGUAGAUCCAUUACAGUUUGGAACAGUUUUAGUUGUGUGUGUGGAAGAUAUUGAAGUGAUCAAAUACAUCACGGAAUCUAACUGAAGACUUCAACAUACCAGUAUCAAGUAUGAUGAUAACCAAUGGUUCUAAGGAAGGCCUCCGUCGUGAAUUGAAUUUAUAUGGUGAAGUGUUUGAAUGUUUGACUGUACGUUAGAAAAAUAAGGCAUUAAAUUGUUUGUUAAUCUUUUUCCUGGUCUGUAUAGCUAUUUUCUUUGCUUGAUAUGUUCAGCCAAGUGCUUCAACUUACAUGUGAUAUAUGAUAGCUAUAAUUAUUUUAUUAUUAUAUGUAUUUAUAUUGUAACAUGAUA
This is a messenger RNA of Liolophura sinensis, 4291 nucleotides long. Its product is annotated as xanthine dehydrogenase-like. The coding region runs from base 1 to 3945 and encodes 1314 amino acids. Lineage: Eukaryota; Metazoa; Mollusca; Polyplacophora; Chitonida; Chitonidae. Gene Ontology annotation, molecular function: FAD binding; oxidoreductase activity; iron ion binding. The record is from RefSeq and is a predicted model, not a curated record. The transcript has 35 exons.